Molecule: messenger RNA, 1638 nt
Organism: Alexandromys fortis (reed vole)
Lineage: Eukaryota; Metazoa; Chordata; Mammalia; Rodentia; Cricetidae
Gene: Nusap1
Product: nucleolar and spindle associated protein 1
Exons: 11
Coding region: 112-1449 (445 amino acids)
Biological process (GO): establishment of mitotic spindle localization; mitotic chromosome condensation; mitotic cytokinesis
Cellular component (GO): mitotic spindle; nucleolus; microtubule
Molecular function (GO): microtubule binding
Source: RefSeq, a predicted model, not a curated record
AAACUGAAUAUAAAAAUCGGCUUGUCAACGCCUCGGGUGGCGCCAGUUUUGAACGGUGUUGUUUGAGUUGUCUGGCUGUUUUUCUGGGUGUCGCCGGGAUUGCAGAACGCGAUGACCGUCCCCUCUGCAGAGGAGCUGGACUCCUUCAAGUACAGUGACCUGCAAAAUUUAGCCAAAAAGCUGGGCCUCCGGGCUAACCUGAGGGCAGACAAGUUGUUAAGAGCCUUGAAAGCCCACCUGAACCCAGAAAUAAGGAAAGAAAAUAAAAAUCAGGAUGAGAAUCAGUCUUCUGCAUUCUCCGGUGAUGAGGCCGAGAUACAAAUUAGCUGUGAGGAGCAAGCUGAGAGGGAACCAGUCGAUCAUGUCACCAAAACAAGAAGGAAGCGCAAGACAGACCAUGAAGUUCCUAACUUCCAGGAUCAUUCUGCAAUAAAAAGAAGCGAUCCUACUACAUUACAGAAUCAAGAAAAGCAGGAAAACCAAGACCUCAGAACUACUACACAAGUUCCUUCUCUGCCAGACCAGAGCCAGGAAGACGGGAGUGCAACUUCCUCAGGAAGAAAUGGGGCCGAUGACAAUAGAAAUUCAAAGAGGCCUUUGGAAAAAAGAUCUCUGUGCAUGGAUGGGUUUUCCAAACUUGGAAACAAUAAAAGGACUGCAGCCACUACACCAAACUUUAAGAAGCUUCAUGAGGCUCGUUUUAAGAAAAUGGAAUCCAUUGAUGAAUAUAUUGUGAGAAAAAAGAAACACUUUAAAGGACACAAUUCACUUAAUGAACUAAAGCAGCUUGAGAAAAAAGGGAGAGGGACCCCCGUUCCAGCAAGAGGAAGACUCUCUGUUCCCUGUACUCCUGCCAGGCAGCAGUUCUCACGAGACCAGUUCCGUGGCCCUGAAAGUCAAGAUACUGUGUGUCUGAUGGGGUCAGGCAAACACUCUGUGCUUUCAGCAACUAAGAUGAAUGUCAGGUUUUCAGCUGCUACCAAGGAUAAUGAACAUAAGUACUCCCUGACCAAGACUCCAGCCAGAAAGUCUCCAUGUGUGACCCUAACCGGGAGUGCUUCAAAAGGCCAGGCUGUGUUCAGGACACCUAAGUUAAAGACCACAGAGAGGAAUUCUACUACUGCAGUUGUUACCCCAUUCAAGUUGGCAGCUGAAGCAGCACAGACUCCAGGCUCUAGUAAGAAACCAGUCUUUGAUCUCCAGGCAAGCUUGUCUCGGCCCCUCAACUACAAGCCACACAAAGGAAAGCUGAAACCUUGGGGGCAAUCUAAAGAAAACAGUUCUCUGAAGGAGGGUGUGAGCAGAGUUAGCUUCCACCGGAGAACUUACAAGCAGCCUCAUCUCCACACCAGGGAAGAGCAACGGAAGAAGCACGAGCAAGAACGGAAGGAGAGGAAAGCAAAGGUCCUGGACGCUCGCAGAAACCUGGUUAUGACUAAAGCCCAGUGAUCCGCCAAUCCCUUGACUCCCAACUUGUUUCUCUUUUGUAAAUGUUCAUCACCUCCUCUACUCCAGUCGAAAGCUCUCUUUCUACCAUAACUUUCGGGCAUAAUUUGUGGAGUAUCUUUUCUCUGUGUGCUAUAGCUCUGAAAAUACAUUCUCACUUGUAAGUUCAUAACUAAAGUGGUUUUCACCUAU